AUGUCGAGACCUGAACAGCUUGCCCCUCCUGAAGUGUUCUAUAAUGACUCAGAGUCGUUUAAGUAUACAUCUUCCACCCGUGUUCAGCAUAUUCAAGCCAAGAUGACGUUAAGAGCAUUAGAGCUAUUAAACUUGGAGGUCGACAGCCCUCAUUUCAUAUUAGAUCUCGGAUGUGGGUCUGGUUUAUCAGGUGAAAUACUAACAGAAGAAGGGUACAACUGGAUCGGUAUGGAUAUCUCACCAAGUAUGUUGGCUACAGGUAUUGAUAGAGAUGUCGAGGGAGAUUUGUUUCUCAGUGACAUGGGGAAUGGAGUUCAUUUCAGAGCUGGUACAUUUGAUGCAGCUAUUUCCAUUUCCGCUGUCCAGUGGCUUUGUAAUGCUGACUCUUCCAAUGUAGAUCCAAAGAAGAGAAUGUUGAGAUUCUUCAACUCGUUAUAUGCAUCUUUGAAGAGAGGAGGAAAGUUUGUUGCUCAAUUUUAUCCAAUGAAUGAUAUCCAAACUGAAAAUCUUUUGAAUGCCGCCAAGGUUGCAGGGUUUGGAGGUGGUUUGAUCAUUGACGACCCUGAAUCUAAAAGACACAAGAAGUACUACAUGGUUCUUACCGCUGGUCAAUCUGAAAGAAACAUUAACUUGGCUGGUGCUGAAAUGGAUGCUCCAGAAACAACAAAGAAGGUAAACAGAAAGCUUUUGAAGAAAUUGGAGUCCAAGAAGGAAUUUAUCGCAAGAAAGAAGGAAACCAUGAAGAGAAGAGGUAAGAAAGUUGCCCUUGAUUCUAAAUUCACUGCCAGGAAGAGACGUCCACGUUUCUAG
This is a messenger RNA of Dujonia railenensis, 810 nucleotides long. The record is from the annotation of a GenBank genome assembly. NCBI's taxonomy places the organism in Eukaryota, Fungi, Ascomycota, Pichiomycetes, Serinales, Debaryomycetaceae.